Molecule: messenger RNA, 2300 nt
Organism: Hipposideros armiger (great roundleaf bat)
Lineage: Eukaryota; Metazoa; Chordata; Mammalia; Chiroptera; Hipposideridae
Gene: RAB2B
Product: RAB2B, member RAS oncogene family
Exons: 8
Coding region: 100-750 (216 amino acids)
Molecular function (GO): GTP binding; GTPase activity
Source: RefSeq, a predicted model, not a curated record
GCUAGAGAGGCCGGAGAUCAGCCGAUUGAGUGGCUAGACAGGCCGGAGGUAAGUGGCUGUAGAAGUCAGGCGGACCCGGAAUCCAGAGGAAACGGGAUCAUGACUUAUGCUUAUCUCUUCAAGUACAUCAUCAUCGGGGACACAGGUGUAGGGAAGUCAUGUCUUCUCCUGCAGUUUACAGACAAGCGGUUUCAGCCUGUCCACGACCUCACAAUAGGUGUGGAAUUUGGGGCCCGUAUGGUCAACAUUGAUGGAAAACAAAUCAAACUGCAAAUCUGGGAUACGGCUGGGCAAGAAUCCUUCCGUUCUAUCACCCGUUCCUACUACAGAGGAGCAGCUGGAGCACUGCUGGUGUACGACAUUACGAGGCGUGAAACCUUCAAUCACCUGACCUCAUGGUUAGAGGAUGCUCGACAACACUCAAGCUCCAACAUGGUUAUCAUGCUGAUUGGAAAUAAGAGUGACUUAGAGUCUCGCAGGGAUGUGAAGAGAGAAGAAGGAGAGGCCUUUGCUCGGGAGCAUGGACUUAUAUUCAUGGAAACUUCAGCCAAAACAGCCUGCAAUGUUGAAGAGGCCUUCAUUAACACAGCCAAAGAAAUAUAUAGGAAGAUCCAGCAGGGUUUAUUUGAUGUCCACAAUGAGGCAAAUGGCAUCAAGAUCGGUCCCCAACAGUGUAUUUCAUCAUCAGUGGGACCCAGCACCUCCCAGAGGGACUCUGGGGAUGUGGAGUCCAACUCUGGCUGCUGCUGAACAUCUGGCCUGGACUCUUUUUUUUCCCUUCCUGGAACAGCUUCAGAUCAAUAGGCUUAAAGAAAGAGGUCUUUCUUAUUGUAGCUGAGAAAAGCCUCUUGCAAGGUGUGAUGUUUUUCUUUUCCACUUAAAGACCAGGGGAGAAUUUGGGCCCUUACUGACCUGUCCUUCUUCAGGGAUGUGAGCAUUCCCUAUAGGUUAGGGCUCUUCUCAUCCUCCUGUUUUAAUUUCUAAAAAGUUAGGAUCAAAGUUGAUUGUCAUGAUAUUUCAAAAAUAAAUUCUUUUAUAACUAUACACAGUCUGCUCCCCACAAAGUAUUAGUUAGUAAAAGGGUCUAGGACAUUCCACUUGAGUAGUUAUUACUGGGAUCUGGCUAGCCUUUGGAUGAUAGUGCCUCCGUCUAGGCAUGUCAUUGAGUUUUUUCACUUGCCACGUGGUGAGAGUUCUUGCAGAAGGCAGUGCCUUCUAACUUGAACUGCUCAAGGAUGUUGAAGACUUCUCUCCCAUCCUAUUGCUAGUUUCUCUGUCUUAGAGUAACUACAAAACUUUUGAGAGCAGUGGAGUUGCGCCUGGACCUGUGGCCACUUACUAUAAUUACCUGAAGGAAACAUCUUUCCAUGUUCGUUUUGUUUUAGGGACCAGUAUCUCUCACCAAAUAGACCCCUACUGAUUCAUCACACUCACUUCUUAAUGAGACCUAUUUCGAUUUUUUACCCUAAUCAAGCUGAUCUGCUUACUUACUGGACAUGACAUUUUUACUUCCACUUUUAUGCCUUUCCACAUGCCCUGCUCUCUGCUAACAUUAUACUCAAAGUCCAAAAAUUUUCCUUCAGAAAGCCUUCUUUGACCAACCUAAGGACUUCUAAACAAUGAUUGAUACAGUACCCUUUGGCUUUCAUAUGUUAUUUAUUCAUAUGUAUAUUUAUUUGUAUUUAUGUUACUUUGUAAAUAUGUUUUGUAGUUGUUUUGUGUGUAGAAUUUGUCUUCCCAUAUAGGUUGUAAGCUCCUUGAGAGCAGGGACCGUGUUAUCCCUUUCCUUUUGUAAACCCCUCCCUCCACCAUUCCUUCACAGUGCCUAGUGCUAUUUAUGUGGUCAUUGAAUUUAACUGACAUACUUAAAGACUUGGAACAGGUCUAUUUUAGACUGCAGAGGAAACAAAAGGCCUUAGAGUAAUCUCUUUGGAGCUCUAUCUCAAUCUCUUCCAUCUGCUUACCCUGGAUUCUAUUAAUACAUUGAUCUUCUCCCUCUCCUCUCCCUCCCCUGGCUCUUUGCCUCCAUCCCAUGUAGCAUACAGUAAGGCUGCCUGCAUCUAAGCAGUCAAAUAAGUGGGUACUUCUCCAGCCAUUCUCCUUUUCAAGAGCAUAUACUACUAUCCUAGCCAAAUUUGCCUUUGCUUUCCUCAUCAUGCAGCCUUCUGGGUCAGUUGCUAUAUCUUUUUUUGCUUUGACAUCCCAUUCUCUUCCACAGCACUGAGGUCUCAUGAAUUUUUCUAAUUUUGUUGUUAUUGAUGAAUUGUUUCAUUAUUAAAUAUAUGCAUGUAUCCAAACUG